Messenger RNA from Pyricularia oryzae 70-15, 903 nucleotides. RefSeq lists its product as uncharacterized. The record is from RefSeq and is a predicted model, not a curated record. The transcript has a single exon. The coding region runs from base 1 to 903 and encodes 300 amino acids. NCBI's taxonomy places the organism in Eukaryota, Fungi, Ascomycota, Sordariomycetes, Magnaporthales, Pyriculariaceae.
AUGCGUCUAAUCCUCAUUUUCACCUUUGUCUCCUACUUGCUGGGCUCGUUUGUGAAAGCCCAGCCAAACCUGCCGGCCGACGUCCAGGUUGAUCUCAUCUUUCCAGUGGCAAACCAGACUUAUGCGCCCACCGAAUGGUUCCCAAUCGUUUUCGCCUUUCGCAACUUGGAUAAAAUCUCGAUGAGCGCGCUCAACAUUUCUCUUGGGAUCAACAGCCGCAGCGAAGGCGCCUGGAUGUCGAAAAAUACAAGAAACUCUUGGUGGAACCAAAUCGAUAGUAUACAGGGUGAGGACUGGGCGAAGAUGAAGAUGCCACCGCCUGGGACGCCUUUUAUUUACACCGCCCCCAUCAGCAUCCUCAACAUGACCAACGGCACCGACACCAUUCACGUCUCCUGGUACAUGAGGUUGGAUGAAAGAUGCUUUCUCAACGGCAGCGAUCCCAGAUACGACCUUCGCACUGGAUUGGGUGGCAUGGACGCGGUCGGCGGGAUUGAAUUCCACUCUGCACCUGGCGGUCAAACCCUGAGCAUCGAGAAGACGUUGAGUUCGUGUCGACAUCUCGACCACAAGACAUCCUUCCCUUUCCGUGUCUUGGAUGAGAAAAAGUCGUAUUGGAAGGGGGGACAUAACCAGGACAAAUUAGUCACUCCUGGGGGAAGACCGUGUUCGAUAGUCGAAACGGGUAUACCGCGAAUCGGCUGUACCUACGAGCCCUUUGCCAAAGAAAUUGCCGCAAACGUGUCGCGCGACAUUUGGGCCAGGACGCGUUGCACUGACGGGCUCUGGAGUUAUGACAGGGAGUCUUGCUUCGAGAUUAGUUUGGGACUUGUGUGUAACUUGGGACUGGGCAUGGUCUGGCUGUUUGCACUGUCGUGCACGUUUAUAGUCACUCUGUGGUGA